GGCCACUGAGGUAGUAAAAGCUAUCAUACAGGGUCUCAAUGAAAAGGUUGACAGACUCUCCGAAGCUGUGGUAGCUAAAGUUGAACAGGCUCUCAAAUCAGCUCAAGCUCAACAAGAUCCUGUCAAUCUUGAUCUCACCGAAACCAUCCAAGCUGUCCUCAAUGCUGCUAAUGGUCUCUCCACUAAAGCCGAUGCCGUCAAAACCCAACUCGAAGAACAUCUUGAAAUCACUAAUAUCCAAUCUGGUGUUCCUAAAUCUCAAGUCACUGAAGCCCUCGAAACCCUCACUGAUCCUGCUAAAAGACAAGCUGCCGUCGCCGAAGUCAAAGGAGCUCUCGGUGGUACCACUGCCAAUGAUACCGCCAAAAUUGAGGACAAAGAUCUCACCGAUCCUGCCACAGAAGCUCUCAAAUCUGUCAAACUCGACGGUCAGGCCGAUGCAGUCAAAACUAAACUCACAGAUCAAGUUACUGGCCAAACCCAAAUAAAUAUCGGCGAUUCAAUUACAGCAGCCCUCGGAAAACUUGAACAACUUAAAUCUGGUACUACUGGUGAAAAAGAACCCAAACCUGAGGCCGUCCAAGAUGUCCAAUCCGCUCUCUCUCAAGGUACUGCCAAAACCCAAUUCACUAGUCUAUGGCACAUUAAGGGCACUGAUGGCUACAGUAGUCUAGAUAGUGCCCAUUGGUACAUUAUGUUUCCAUUUCUUAUGGUCCUGGUUGGUAUGGGUCUGGUCUACUGCAUAUAUCCUGCCAUAGCUCCUGGAAUGAUUGUUCCAUUUUACCUCAUUGAUAAGAUUGAGAUGGUUCUGUUGAUAGCCACCAUAUUUCCAGCUCUGUAUGUAGCAAUUGCCAGAAGUGGUAAACUGAUACCAGGUUUUGGUGGUUUCUCAAGUGCAUGGGCUCCAACUACGAAAUGGUCAGGUGAGACUACUCUUAACUGGGGUCAAACAUGGAACUAUGAUCCUAACAAUUUUAGUUUCCUAUGGCACAUUACUGACCUCGUGAUUCCUACCAUGAUCAUUUUAGCCUAUUUAUUUAUUUACUCACUGCAUUACAGAGACUCAUCAGUUGCCAGAUCAAUCAUCAACCAACCCAAAAUGUCUACAUGUCUAACCAUUCUAUUCUAUAUGUGUCAUGAGAUCUCAUUGGCUGUAGGAUUUCCAGGUAUCUUUGGUGGUAAUGGAGGUGGUAGCAUCCUAGCCCUUACGGCACAGCUGAUAGGUGCAUUUCUGAUGUGUCUGUUAGCUCCAUAUUCUGAAGGUUACAUUAUUGAGUAUAAGAGACAUGAUCCUAGCAAUUGGCCUACAGCAGGAAUGACUAGGUGGAAUGCCCUUAGGUACUGGACCAAACAGGCCUCCAAGAACUGCAAUAAGAACCUAGCAGCAUUGUUCACCAAGGACCUGAGAAGAGACCUGUUACUAUGCAUAGAAAGAAAUGAGCUAAUCUAACAAAAGUUAAAGUAAUCUAAUACUAAUGGAGGGAGAAUGUAAUCUAACAAAGUGGUAAUCUAACACCAGAGUAAGAGUAUGAUGUAAUCUAAUAAAGCUUAAUGUAAUAAAGUAAAGUGAUAAUGUAAUGUAAUAAA
This is a messenger RNA of Theileria parva strain Muguga, 1587 nucleotides long. RefSeq lists its product as uncharacterized. The transcript has a single exon. Bases 695 to 1450 code for a protein of 251 amino acids. The record is from RefSeq and is a predicted model, not a curated record. NCBI's taxonomy places the organism in Eukaryota, Apicomplexa, Aconoidasida, Piroplasmida, Theileriidae.